AUAACCUACCUUCUUGUAUUCAGACUCUCUCCCUCUCUCUCUCUCUCUCUCUGAAAAAUCUCUCUGAAAACUCUCUCUCUCUGAAAAAGAAGAAAGAAACUAAAGAAGGAAAUAAGAAAAGAAAUGGGGAAUCCGAAAGGCGAGGUGCAGAGGAGGGUGUUGUUACUGUGCGGGGACUACAUGGAAGAUUACGAGGCAAUGGUCCCAUUUCAAGCACUGCAGGCAUUUGGAGUCUCUGUUGAUGCAGUUUCUCCUGUCAAGAAAGCUGGUGAUAUCUGCGCCACUGCCAUAACCAUUCAAGUAGAGUCCACUGACCAGGCUAAUACCGAAUCUCGUGGUCACAAUUUCACACUGAAUGCAACAUUUGAUGACAUCGAAUUUGACAAAUAUGAUGGUCUAGUUAUACCAGGAGGACGAUCUCCUGAACAUCUUGCUAUGAAGGCAUCCGUUGUAGAAUUGGCGAGAAAAUUUUCUGACUCCAGAAAGCCAAUUGCUGCUAUUUGCCAUGGGCUGUUGGUCUUAGCACCUGCAGGCGCUGUUAAAGGUCGCAAAUGCACAGCGGUUUCAACUAUGAAACCUGGAUUGGUUGCUGCUGGUGCUCACUGGGUAGAACCCGAUACAUUGUCAGUGUGUGUUGCUGAUGAUAAUUUAAUUACUGGGGUCACAUAUUAUGGCAAUCCUGAGUUCAUUAGGCUUUUUCUCAAGGCACUAGGAGGCAACAUAUGUUCUUCAGAGAGAAGGGUCCUCAUCAUCAUUGGAGACUACGCGGAAGAUUAUGAGGUAACUGUGCCUUAUCAGACCCUCAAAGUUCUAGGAUGCCAUGUUGAUGUGGUUUGCCCCAAGAAGAAAGCCGGUGAUACCUGCCCAACUGCUAUCCGUGAUCUUGAAGGGAGCCAAACCUACAGUGAGAUCCAGGGACAUAAUUUUGUUUUAACAGCUGACUUUGAAUCCAUAGAUGCCUCAAGUUAUGACGCUCUUGUACUCCCUGGAGGUAAAGCUCCAGAGUUUUUGGCACUAAAGGAGGAUGUUAUUGUACUAGUGAAACAAUUUAUGGAAGCCAGGAAACCAGUUGCAUCCAUCUGCCAUGGCCUGGAAAUUUUAGUUGCUGCUGGUGUUCUGCAGGGGAAGAAAUGUACUGGAUACCCAGGGAUUAAGGCUCGUGUGGUUUCGUCAGGGGGGACGGUUGUGGAAGCGGAUCCAAUAGAUCGUUGUGUCACUGAUGGAAAUCUGGUUACCGCAGCAGCGUGGCAUGGCCAACCCGAGCUUAUUUCUCAGUUGAUGACAUUGCUUGAUAUUCAAGUAUCAUUCUAGGCACCCUUUACCGGGUCUGCUGCUUCAAAGUAAUAUAUGUAAUUCCACAAAUGAAUAAGAGAAUAAAAGAAAAGUAAACAUAGUCAGAAACUCCGUGUAAUUCAAUAAAAGAAUAAAAGCAUAUGUUAAGGUGAUGUGUGUAUCUGUGAGGGAACAAUGAUGCUCUGAUUCUGCUGUAUAUGUAACAAUUGUGGAUGGAUCUUGUAUGUUUGUAACUACGUAUUGUUGAUUAUGCUUUUUAUGGAAAUCCUUGAAUCUGCUUUCA
This is a messenger RNA of Prunus dulcis (almond), 1576 nucleotides long. Its product is annotated as protein DJ-1 homolog D-like. The transcript has 4 exons. The coding region runs from base 124 to 1311 and encodes 395 amino acids. The record is from RefSeq and is a predicted model, not a curated record. NCBI's taxonomy places the organism in Eukaryota, Viridiplantae, Streptophyta, Magnoliopsida, Rosales, Rosaceae.